This is a messenger RNA of Hippocampus zosterae (dwarf seahorse), 3172 nucleotides long. RefSeq lists its product as uncharacterized. The transcript is spliced from 7 exons. Lineage: Eukaryota; Metazoa; Chordata; Actinopteri; Syngnathiformes; Syngnathidae. Bases 2126 to 2767 code for a protein of 213 amino acids. The record is from RefSeq and is a predicted model, not a curated record.
GGCCGACAGUGCGCCCUAUAAUCCAAAGACACUGUAACUCUCUUCACAUUCCCCAUUGAGUUGUUUCCCUGUGGUGAUUAUUAGCAGGGACCAGUUGUAACCUAAAAGGGUUCUGAUGACACUAAUUGACAUGCACAUUCGCCAACACACACGCAAACAGACAACUACUUUGCGAGUUCUGCACAGCCAUUAUGAAAUGAAGAUAACCAGGAUCCAUGUAUGGAGUAAUGAGAGCAUGUUAAAGAACAAACGUAACUGUCUGCAUCGAGUAUAUUCUCUCUGUGUUGCAAUUUAAAGAGGUUCGGUUUACAUUUCGCAGCUAAUUUUGUCCUGAUGGGCUUUGCUUUCAAUUAAUUGUUGAGGGUUCUGGCAACAUGAUGCAGACAUUUUUUUGAGUAGCGCUUAGAGAUUCACCUUUUAAGAUAAAAUGUAUAUUUGCACUCUUACCGAUCCUCCCACACUUACUGGUACAACCGGACAUCACACAUUGUCGCAUUUUCCCCGCCGAGACAAAAAUGAUGCGAAAAUGCCGUAAAACUGAGGUGCACUUCGCAAAAGGCAACGUAAGAUGGUCAGCGGAGGCUUUACCUAUCGGUACAGUGAGUAGACGUCAUUGAGAGUCCAACAUACACUGUAGACGUCCAUGGAUUACAUCGACAUUAAAUAUUCAUUCUAGAAAACCCUCACCAAUUAUUGCAAAUGCUCUAUUUCAGUUAUUGCUGACAAGGGUGGCACAACCUAUUAGGCUCAGGGGACAAUUACUUUUUCAUAUAGGGACAGGUAAGUGUUUGUGUGUGUGUGUGUGUGUGUGUGUGUGUGUGUGUGUGUGUGUGUGUGUGUGCGCGUGUGUGUGUGUGUGUGUGUGUGUGUGUGUUUGUAUUCAUGACAUCUUAGGACAAUUUUAUGAUAACACACCUUCACAAUGAGGACCUGUGGAAAAAUGAGGACAUUUUUCGCGUCCUCAUAUUUCCACGCAGUCUACACUACUCUAGAGCUCACGAGGAUACUCCCACACCAAAAAUAAGUGAUGUCCUGAAAGAGCACAAUUUUCAGAAAUUGUGUGUUUAAGUGUGUUUAAAUUUCGACUCACUUUUCAUUUGGAAAACUAGUGGCCAACUUCGGUACUUAACACACUUUUAACACACUUUCAGUGACGUCAUUGUGCAGGACCUCAAAUGUCAUCUUUUUCGGACUGACUCACACAUUUUCCCCGCCCUCGUCCUGAUAAGUCACAUCAAUUAGCAGUCACACAAAAUCCAACAUGUGAAGCAGCCAGACAAUCCUACUCUCAAACACGACCACGCGUGGAUGACCAUCAGGUAAGCAAUUCCUUUUCAUUUAUCUUACCGUAACAUAGAAGUUGUUCAAUAUAACCGUGUUUAACAGUGCCCACCAAAGGUAAUAUCAUUCAAUAAGACAGCUAGCUAGCUAGCUCGAUCGUUAGCAUGCUAAUAAGCUUCCAGUAAAAGUAGUGUGGACAUGUCCUGCAGGCAAGGUUCUGGAAAACUUUUCUAAAUCUUUAACAACACAGUCUGUGGAACUUGGUUUUGGUACCAUAUGUUUAUUUCAGUGCAGUAUUUGUUUUAUUCGAUUGCAGUUAAUUUAAAUUAGUUAGUACAGGUAGCCUAAUGAAAGUGGGCCAGGCACUUCUAGCAUUUACGCUAAGCCCGGUGUAUUUACACUGUUUAUUCUUGUGCUGAUUCAAUUGUACACCGUUUCAAUGAAAAAAACAAACAAACGUUUGCAAUGAAAUUAUAGCAGAAUUCAGCUUUGUUGGUACAUUUGGUCAAGACAAUAUUGUGUUACUCUAUUUUAAUUUUACAUUGUUAUCUGCCUGACAAAUGGUUUGCCCGAAUCUAUUAGUCUGACCAGCAAAUGUUUGAUGAAAUGAAUUUUUGUAUUUUUGAGGAAGAAAAUAAUAUUCCUUUGGCUCAGUACUUUUUGAGCCAAAAUAAGUGCUGCCAUAAUAUUGUGCUUGCUUGUCUGGCUGACUUCUUCUCACUUUCCAUUGUAGAUGUUUACUGGUGGUGAUAAUGUCACAAAGAAGAACCAGACUGAGCCCUGAAUCUGAGGCUGCUCCUUUUAUCUGGAGUCAACAAGCCUUGUUUGAAAGCCCAGUGGAUCAAUGAUUAUAAAGACACCAAGUGACGGGAUCUUGACUGAACCUUCUGGAGACCAAGAAGGGAGUGAGAGAUCCACUUCAUCCUUACAACAGACACCAAGUGACCUGACUGAACCCUCUGGAGACCAUGAAUGGAGUGAGAUAUCCACUUCAUUCUUACAACAGACACCAAGUGACCUGACUGAACCCUCUGGAGACCAUGAAUGGAAUGAUAGGUACACUUCAUCCUUACAACAGACAUCAAGUGACAGGUACCUGACUGAACCCUCUGGAAACCAAGAAUGGAGUGAGAGAUCCACUUCAUCCUUACAACAGACACCAAGUGACCUGACUGAACCCUCUGGAGACCAUGAAUGGAAUGAUAGAUACACUUCAUCCUUACAACAGACAUCAAGUGACAGGUACCUGACUGAACCCUCUGGAAACCAAGAAUGGAGUGAGAGAUCCACUUCAUCCUUACAACAGGUUACUACUUCUUAUCAUGAUAUACUAGGUUUGAGUUUUCAGCUUUCUUUGACAAACACAGGAGAAGUUAUAAAUCAGAAACAUGGACUCUCCAUGAUUUCAGUCGUCAUGUCCUCAUAUUUCUUGAGACCUGAAAAACCUGAUUGUGUUUCAGGUGACAUGACUUUUGUCUUAACCUAACUCUGGAGAGCCUGUGUUCGAAUGUCCCCAUAUUGCUGUUCCACAGAACUGAACAGUGUUAACUUUCUAUAGUGUGGUAUAUUCAUCCCAAACUCUCCCGUGAGCAAUGUUCAAUGAUAAUUAAUAUUUAUUCAUUUCUUAACUGGUCAGAAUGAAGAAUGCUGAAUAUUUUGACACCGUGAUGUUAUGUUGCAGACACCAAGUGACCUGACUGAACCCUCUGGAGACCAUGAAUGGAGUGAGAGAUCCACUUCAUUCUUACAACAGGUUACCACUUCUUAUCAUGAUAUACUAGGUUUGAGUUUUCAGCUUUCUUUGACAAACACAGGAGAAGUUAUAAGUCAGAAACAUAGACUCUCCAUGAUUUCAGUCGUCAUGUCCUCAUAUUUCUUCAGACCUGAAAAC